Messenger RNA from Centruroides sculpturatus (bark scorpion), 774 nucleotides. Its product is annotated as PMS1 protein homolog 1-like. The transcript has 5 exons. Gene Ontology annotation, biological process: mismatch repair. The annotation marks the transcript as partial. Gene Ontology annotation, cellular component: MutLalpha complex. The record is from RefSeq and is a predicted model, not a curated record. Gene Ontology annotation, molecular function: ATP-dependent DNA damage sensor activity; ATP hydrolysis activity. NCBI's taxonomy places the organism in Eukaryota, Metazoa, Arthropoda, Arachnida, Scorpiones, Buthidae.
AUGGCCCUGUCCACACAGCACCAUGGACAAUACUUGAGUGGAGCAAGGAUAAGAAUGGAUGUUACUAGAGUGGAGAGAUUCAGGGAAAACAGUGGCUUUGAUAAGAUAGAAGUUAAAGAUAAUGGCUUUGGAAUUAAACAGUCUGAAAUUCAUCUUGCUGCACAACCUCAUUAUACGUCGAAGUUAUCAAAUGAAGAUGAUUUGAAAACCCUAACAACAUAUGGAUUCAGGGGAGAAGCUCUUGGGGCUAUUUGUGGUGUUUCAGAUGUUGUUGUUAUUUCAAAAACAAAAAGUGAUGAUGUUUCUAUCAGCCACAAAUUUAAUAACUUGGGAAAAAUUAUUUCUAGUAAACCAUCACCGCAUGCACAAGGUACGACUGUUAUUGUUCAAAAUUUAUUUAAAAAUAUUCCUGUAAGAAGACAGUUUGGUUCAAAUGCAAAGAAAAAAAAAGAAGAGAUUAAAAAAGUUGAAGAUUUAGUUAUUGCAUUUGGAACAAUACAUCCAAAUGUCCGUUUUUCUGUAUAUCAUAACCAUAGUCAAAUCUGGCAAAAGAUAGCUGUAAAUGACAUUAGAUCGGCAUUAUUAUUAACUUUGGGAACAAAUACGGCUAAUGUUCUAGAGCACAAGACAGCAAAGGAUGAAAAAAAUCAGAUAAAAAUUGAUGCCUUUUUGCCAAAAUUGGGUUUGAGUAUUCAACAGACAAGUAGACUGUCAUUAGAAAGAAGUGUUGUUGCAGUCAAUUCUCGUCCAGUUCGUAUUAAAGAUAUUGAUAAG